AUGAAGCCAAUUGCUUUGGUGCUACUCUGCCUGGUGCUGGGCAGCCAGGGACGCGUGCUGCAGCCUGCAGCCAAGGAGGCGCUCGAUAUACCCGUGGCCAUAAUCAAAGAUGAGCCGCAGCCGCUGAUCAAGGAGGAGCAGGCGAAGGAGCCGAAGCUGGAACUGGAGCAGGAGAAACAAGCGGAACAGGUGGAGCAGCUUGAGCAGCUGGAGCAGGAGGCGAAAACGCAGCUGCCCUUGGCUGAGCCAGAGCUCAAAACUGAACUACCCAAAAUUGAGGAGCCGCAGCCAGAGGAACAGGCACAGCCUGAAGCCGAGGCACAGCCCAUUCUCAAAGCCCAGCCCGUCGAAGCCGCCGAAGAGCCAGCCGAAUCUGUGCCCGCCGAGCCGCUGGUGGAGCAACCACAACAAGUCGACGAUGCCGUGCAGCCACACAUACGCCAAGCCACACAGGCCACGCCCACACAGCAGAGCAGCACGCAGCAGAACUUUGUGCAGCAACUGAUACAAAACUCGCCCAUCGGACAGUUUCUGAAUCAGUUCAACGGACAGCAGCAGCCACAGCAGCAGCAGCAGACAGUUCAGGCCGAUCAGACGGCAACGCCCGCGCCCACAGUGCCUGGCUUUCUGAAUCCAAGUGCUGCCAUCACCUCGGCACAGAAUGCGGUGCAGAAUGCAGCGCAGAGUGUGGUCAACACCACCACGCAGGCCUUCCAGGGCAUUCAGCAGUUCGCCACGAAUCUGGGCACACAGUUUCAGAACACGCUGUCGGGUCUGACGGGCCAGCAGCAGCAGAGCGCACAGCCGACCACAGCGCGUCCGCCGGGACCCAUUCAGACCUUUGUGAACAAUGUCUUCGGCGGUGGCAACAACGCAACGGCUGCAGCUGCACCACAGCCACAGCAAGUUGGCCCGCUGCAGGGCAUCAUCAACUUCCUGGGCGGCAAUCGGCCACAGAAUGCACCACCCGCGGUCGCCACUGUCACCGAGGCACCUGCCAAGCCUGCUGUGGACGACAAGCUGGAGCAGACCGACGAGGUGGCCGAGCAGCCCGCUGAGUCAGAGAACGAGGUGAGGAGCAGCGCCGAAGCCACCGAUGAUUCCUUCGAGGAGGCUGUGCCCGUCAAUGAGGUCAUCGUGGUCAACGACGAUGCCUCCGCUCAAGAUCCCGCAGCCGAGCGCGUGCCCAGCAACUCAGUCGAGCCAGAGAUUGAGCCGGAAGUCGCUGCAGCUGCUACCGAGGACGGCGCCGUUGCUCUCUGA
Drosophila hydei is the source of this 1263-nucleotide messenger RNA. RefSeq names its product 20-hydroxyecdysone protein (gene ImpE2). Lineage: Eukaryota; Metazoa; Arthropoda; Insecta; Diptera; Drosophilidae. Bases 1 to 1263 code for a protein of 420 amino acids. The record is from RefSeq and is a predicted model, not a curated record. The transcript has a single exon.